CUUCCUAAUGGCAAAUUAUUGCUGUUAAAGUUCCAGCUGGAAAUUUCAGCAGAGAAAUUUGUUUGUCACAUCUCAUCAAAUCUUCUACGUCAAACCACAUCAUGUUGAUAAACAACAUUCUGCUGCUGGCUCUCCAGAUAAGUAUCCUAGGAAACACUCUUGGUGGGAAUGUUCUGAUAUGGCCAGUGGAAGGCAGUCAUUGGCUAAAUGUUAAGAUAAUUAUAGAUGAGUUGAUUGAAAAAGAGCAUAAUGUGACUGUCCUAGUUGCUUCUGGUGCACUUUUCAUCACGCCCACCUAUAACUCAUCUCUGACAUAUGAAGUAUAUAAGGUGGCCUUUGGCAAAGAAAAAAUAGAAGACGUGAUCAAAGGCUUUGUUUUGACAUGGAUGGAAUAUAGACCAUCUCCUUCAACCAUCUGGAAAUUCUAUCAGGAAAUAGCCAAAGUCAUUGAGGACUUCCACAUGGUGUCUCGAGAAAUCUGUGAUGGUGUUCUCAAAAACCAAAAGCUGAUGGAAAACCUGAAGAAAAGCAAAUUUGAAGUUCUGUUAUCAGACCCAGUAUUUCCUUGUGGUGAUAUAGUAGCUUUAAAACUGGGAAUUCCAUUUAUAUACUCCUUGAGGUUUUCUCCAGCAUCAACAGUGGAAAAACACUGUGGGAAGAUACCAUACCCUCCUUCCUAUGUUCCUGCUAUUUUAUCAGAACUCACCGACCAGAUGUCUUUUACUGACCGAAUAAGAAAUUUCAUAUCGUACCACCUACAGGACUACAUCUUUGAUACGCUUUGGAAAUCAUGGGAUUCCUACUAUAGUAAAGCUUUGGGAAGACCCACUACAUUAUGUGAGACUAUGGGGAAAGCAGAAAUUUGGCUAAUGCGUACAUAUUGGGAUUUUGAAUUUCCUCGUCCAUACUUACCCAAUUUUGAGUUUGUAGGAGGAUUGCAUUGUAAACCUGCCCAACCAUUACCUAAGGAAAUGGAAGAAUUUGUCCAAAGUUCAGGUGAAUAUGGUAUUGUGGUGUUUUCUCUGGGGUCAAUGGUUAAAAAUCUUACAGAAGAAAAAGCCAAUCUCAUUGCCUCAGCCCUUGCCCAGAUUCCACAGAAGAUUUUAUGGAGAUACAAAGGAAAGAAACCAGCCACAUUAGGAGCCAAUACUCGGCUCUAUGACUGGAUACCCCAGAAUGAUCUUCUUGGUCAUCCCAAAGCAAAAGCUUUUAUCACUCAUGGUGGAACCAAUGGGAUCUAUGAAGCUAUUUAUCAUGGGAUCCCUAUGGUGGGCAUCCCCAUGUUUGCUGAUCAGCCUGAUAACAUUGCUCACAUGAAGGCCAAAGGAGCGGCUGUGGAGGUGAACAUAAACACAAUGACAAGUGCAGAUUUGCUCAAUGCCUUGAGAACAGUCAUUGAUGAACCUUCUUAUAAAGAGAAUGCUAUGAGAUUAUCAAGGAUUCACCAUGAUCAACCUGUCAAGCCCCUGGAUCGAGCAGUCUUCUGGAUUGAGUUUGUCAUGCGCCACAAAGGAGCCAAACACCUUCGGCCAGCUGCACACAACCUCACCUGGUUCCAGUACCACUCUUUGGAUGUGAUUGGGUUUCUGCUGGCCUGUGUGGCAACUGCUAUAUUUUUGGUCACAAAAUGUUGUUUAUUUUCUUGUCGAAAAUUUGGUAAAACAGGAAAGAAAAAAAAAAGGGAGUAGAUCUUUCUAAGUGUGGUAAAGGCCUGAAUGGUCAGUCCUGUUUAGUUUAGCCACAAUGACCUUAAUAAAAACAUAUCAUCUUCAUCCUGUUUUCAAAAUUCCUAUGUCUCUACCGUAGCCUACAGAUAUAGCCUAGAAUUUGACAAUACCAUUAACUAGUGAGCAUGUCCCAUUCUUCCUUUGUCUUUUCUCAGGUGGCUUUAUCUUCU
Messenger RNA from Pteropus alecto (black flying fox), 1897 nucleotides. Its product is annotated as UDP-glucuronosyltransferase 2A1. Bases 102 to 1688 code for a protein of 528 amino acids. NCBI's taxonomy places the organism in Eukaryota, Metazoa, Chordata, Mammalia, Chiroptera, Pteropodidae. The record is from RefSeq and is a predicted model, not a curated record. Gene Ontology annotation, molecular function: UDP-glycosyltransferase activity. The transcript has 7 exons.